ACGCCACCCAAAAACGCCGUUUCAUUUGCUUUAACCGGCGCCUGUUCCCCUAUGCGACCGGAGAAGUUCAAGAAACCGGCCCAUCAAGCAUCGAUUCCGGUGAGCAGCUUCCGGAACCCAUCGGUCGACCCUCAGAAUUAGCCAAACCCAUUGUGCACGAAUGAGCCAGUACGAAGAAGAAACAUUCCAGAUUCAAUUUUGGACGCAUUUUGACAAUUGAAUAUUUGCAAGAACAUCAUAUUCACUUGUAUAAGACGUAAGGUUACUUCGGGUUCAUACUACUUCAUGUUCGGGUCAAUGUGGGUUCAAGU
Cuscuta campestris is the source of this 311-nucleotide messenger RNA. Lineage: Eukaryota; Viridiplantae; Streptophyta; Magnoliopsida; Solanales; Convolvulaceae. The record is from the annotation of a GenBank genome assembly.